AUGGGAAACUGUUUGAAUGGAGGAAACAACAUUAAAAGAAUUGUUCAAGAAGAUCAAAAAGUGAAGAAAGAUUACAACAGAAAGAACCGUAAAGUGAAGAUUGUCUUGAGAAAAGAUGAGUUAGAGAAACUCAUUCUCUUUCAGUUAAACGUAGACGGCAAAGGAGAGACAACUUUGGCUUCUUUCAACGAUUUUCUCAGGGAGUUAGAGGCGGAGAGAUCUGCCGGUGAAGCUGAAGCAAAGGCGGCGGAACAAGAGGAAGAGUCUAGCCGGAGAAGUAGAAAAUGGAGACCGUCGUUGGACAGUAUCAUGGAAUGGCCUGAAGUAACACUUGCGUAAUCACUUCCUUAAUCCUAUUUAGAUCAUUAAAGUUUUAAAAAUUAUUUCCAUGUUUAUUUUAAUUAUGGAAUUUUUAUGUGGGAAGUUUGCUUUUACCUGUUUUUUUUUUCUCUUUUUCCCGAUGGAUUUUUUUCAUCUGAGAAAUGUUUUGUCCUCAGACUGAGAUAUCUUCGGUGUUUAAAACCGGCAAAGGCUUAUUUACCCCACAUAAAGUUCAAAAGGAAGCACGAAAUUAUGUAUUUAUUUUUCCGUCUCUCAUGUAUAAGGUUCAAUUUGUC
Eruca vesicaria subsp. sativa (arugula) is the source of this 617-nucleotide messenger RNA. The record is from the annotation of a GenBank genome assembly. NCBI's taxonomy places the organism in Eukaryota, Viridiplantae, Streptophyta, Magnoliopsida, Brassicales, Brassicaceae.